Molecule: messenger RNA, 2091 nt
Organism: Hipposideros armiger (great roundleaf bat)
Lineage: Eukaryota; Metazoa; Chordata; Mammalia; Chiroptera; Hipposideridae
Gene: PROCR
Product: protein C receptor
Exons: 4
Coding region: 151-873 (240 amino acids)
Biological process (GO): negative regulation of coagulation
Molecular function (GO): signaling receptor activity
Source: RefSeq, a predicted model, not a curated record
CCAUCCCCUGGCCUCCUUCCAGCCUCCUCUGUUCAGCCUUUUCCCCUCCCAGGCAGUCCUCACUUCUGGUUCCUCUAGGCUGCAGCCAGUGGAAGUCCUCAGCCUGUCAGAGCCAAAAGCCCAGGUGGGCUCAAGAACUUCAGCCUCAGGAUGAUGACAACAUUGCUGCCAUUGCUGCUUCUACUGCUCCUGCCAGGCAGGGCCCUUUGUAGCCAAGAAGCCUCAGAUGGCCCACGGAACUUCCAAAUGCUCCAGAUCUCCUAUUUCUCAGACCCCCACCAAGUGUUGCACCAAGGCAACGCGUCGCUGGGGGGACUUCCGACACACGUGCUGAAAAGCCAGGACUCUAAUAUCACGAUCCUCCAGCUGCAUCCCUUGCAGGAUGCCCAAAGCUGGGCACUCACGGAAGAAAGAGUGCGGGUCUACCUGCAGGAGUUCCAAGGCCUGGUGCAGCUGGUGCACCAGGAGCGGGGCGUGGCUUUUCCUCUGACCGUUCGCUGCUUCUUGGGCUGUGAGCUUCCCCCUGAGGGCUCUAUAACCCAUGUCUUCUUCGAAGUGGCUGUGAAUGGAAGCUCCUUUGUGAGUUUCCAGCCAGAGAAGGCCUUAUGGGUGGCAGGGCCGCAGGCCCACUCCAGACUGGUCACCUACACUCUGAAUCAGCUCAACGCCUACAAUCGUACUCGGUUCGAACUGCAGGAAUUCCUGCAGAACACCUGUGUGCAGUACGUGCAGGAACACAUCACGAACAAUUCAAAAGGGAGUCAAACAGGCCGCCCCUACACUUCGCUGGUCCUGGGUGUCCUCGUGGGCUGUUUCCUCAUCAUUGGUGUGGCUGUAGGCAUCUUCCUGUGCACAGGUGGACGGCGGUAUUAAUUAAGGUGGACGACGGUGUUAAUUACUCUCCAGCCCCCUCUGGAAAAGGCUGGACUGAUGGGAGUCUGGCAAGGGCAGAUCUCAGCUCACUGAAAAACCAAACAGGCUCCCCAUCUGGGACAUUGUAUCCCAAAAGUUUUGGAGUGACAGACUUUUUCUUCUCCCAUGUCUGUCCACCAAGAGUUUGGGGGAAGGAAAGAGGAGAAGUCUAGAUAGACAGAGUACUUCUAAGAGCCUAAGAACGCGCAUGGUUUGCUGAAUUAGUCUGAGAAAUGAAUGCUUCUCUGUCUUUGUGGAAAAGAGACAGUGGAGUUAGGGUGGUAAUUGUGGGGUCUAUGGCCCAUUCUCCAGACAAACAGAAUCACCUGAGGCAUUCAAAACACAGAACCAAAUAAAACAAGUCAACCACAACCAAAACAAACAACAUUCAAUGCUUCCAGGUGUGUCGCACUUGGGAUGGGACAAUGGUAUAACAGAGGUAGAAAAAAUAAUUAGAGAAAUGGUGGAAGUGUAAAUCCAAGUAAUAUGGGAGCAAGCAGUUGUUAAUCAAUCAAUUAAUGAUAUUAAUAAAUUCCUUACUUGUGUAUAAGGCCUUAUUAUUUCCUCUGCAAAACUUCUGUAAAAGUAGCCUAUACGCUUUGCUUCUACUUCCUCAUCUCUCACUCACUCUUCAACCCACUGCAGUCCGACCUCUGUAUAAACUGCUCAAAGAUCACCAAUGAACUCUAAUUGUGAAACCUUCAUCCUCCAUGAUAUCUGCAACAUUUCACUUUGUGGACUAGAAUUCUUUUUACCCCAACAUCUGAGAUACCAUAUUUCUAAUUCUUAGAAACCAUUCUGGCCACUCAUUCAAUUCCUAAGUAAGAGGGCAACUAUGUCAUCUUACUCGGUUCACCUUGGAAAUGUUAGCUUCCUUAGAAUUCCAUUUUGGGGCUUCUUUCGUUCCCCUUUUAACUAUACCCUUUCUGGGGGACCUACUAACUUCCAUGGCUUCAGAUACCAUCUCUCUGCGGUGAUUUCCAUGGGGAACCAAUAUAAUCUUGUCUUUGAGAGUAUGUGUUUUGUCAUUAAACAGACUUGAGUUUUACUUCUUUGAGCCAGACAUUUUAACUUCUUCAAGUCUCAUGUUUCUUCAGAAACAAAAGCUAUGAUAAAAUAUACAAAAAGGGUAUAAUAAAAAGAAUACCUACUUACCUCAUAGAGGCAUUAUUCAUAUUA